Molecule: messenger RNA, 1593 nt
Organism: Didymodactylos carnosus
Lineage: Eukaryota; Metazoa; Rotifera; Eurotatoria; Philodinida; Philodinidae
Source: the annotation of a GenBank genome assembly
AUGGCGUCGAAUAUUAGUUGCAGUAAAAACGCACGCGAUAGAGUCUAUGUCAGUAAUUUUUCAGCUCUUGUCGGUCAAUGGAUUCAAAUUUCGCAUGACAAUAAUGAUAACAAAAAUGAAGAAUAUGAUAUAUAUAGUAACGAUUAUUGGAAUAAUCUUUAUCAUAAUAACCCUGAAAUACAUGUUCCUUGUCAGAUUUAUGUUGUUGAUUAUAGUACAAUCGAUCAUAAAAUCAAAGGUUGGCUGAAAGAAGAUGAAGUCGACUUGAGCAAUGACCAACAACCAUGGAAUGCUUACUUUGAUAUAUCGGAGUCACAUUAUAAAACAAUGAAACCAGCAUGGGUGUGUAAGUGGCUGGCAUUAGAGCGUGAGUGGAUAAUUGAACUCAUUCUUGAUAAUGCUGUAUUACCAGAGAAACCGGACUUUUAUCGCCUUGCCGGUGAUCGUUACGUUACAUAUGGGGGCGGUGGAUCAAGUUCAUUAGUUUAUCCAGUAUGGAUUAAUGAACAUUUAUCAAUAUCGGAAUCACGACUUGAAGAUAUUAUUGAUCCUGAUCUAUUACCUAAUUGUCCACCAUCAUUUGACCGCCAGAAAUGGAUAGAACAACAACAAGAUAAAUUGAAAAAUAAUGAAUACAACUUAAGGCAUUUUAAACGGAAUUUAGCUAAUGGUGGAUACAAUGAUUUAUCUAAACAUGUUAAACUACGUGAAACGUAUCAAUGGUUACCAUCAGAAUUCGUUCUAACAAAAUCAAAUGGUAAAGUUGAUAUUUUAUCACCCAUACAUCAUCUUCCAAUUAUACCAGAAAACAGGCAAAUUUAUGGUGAUAUAGCAACAAUAUUUAGUAAAAUGAUACCAAUGUUUGAAAAAAUGGGCUUAAUUGGUUAUAAGCAAGAUGAAGAUGAAACAAAAUUACAAGUUAUUGUUAAAGCACAAAGUUAUAAUAUGAAAUCAGGAAUGAAAUACUCAGGCCGAUGGCACACCGAAGGUCAAACUGAGAAUAUUGUGGCGGUUGGUGUCUAUUAUUUACAUGUUGACGAACAACUGAAGGGUGGGGCUUUGAAAUUUCGCCCACCUGAGACACCACAAUAUACUUAUGAUAUUGAAACCGAUUAUGAAGUGAAUGUUGGCACUGGUGCUGCUAUUGUCUUCCACAAUUCCACGCCACAUCGUUUUCGGCAAAUACGUAACCUAACCAAAGAAGAUAAUCGUCGACGAACAUUCAUAAACUUUUUUAUUGUUGAUCCAUCAAAGCCCAUACUUUUAAGAAAUCCAACAAUAGCAAUGAUAUCAGCUGAAACUGCUAAAAAGCUUUUAAUUGAAUGUAGUCAAAGAGUGUUAAAAAAUGGUCGACAAUUAGAUGAACUUGUUAUAGUAAAAAUUCUAUCGUAUCUACCAGAGAUAUGGAUAGAUGAUCAAGAAGCAAAAGAAUUUCGUCAUCAAGUAAGACAGGCGAUGUUAGAAGAACGAAGUGGUUGGGGCUGGAUAUGUUGGGGUAAUUGCGGUAUAACAGAAUUUGUAAAAUCAUUAAGCGUCUGGGAUCCAAGAAAACGAGAUGAAACUACUGAUUUACACCAUACAGAAUCAGAUUAA